AUGCGAGCGGAAUUUAGUGCGAAACUUGCGGCCGGAGUUUUGCUGACGGAAGCACGUUGCGACGUCAUCGUCUGGUACAUUCCGGAGAAAAGAAGCACAGCUGCCCUAUCUGUGGCCGGGGAAUCGCUCUUAGCUUUCUUCAUUAACUGUAUGUAUCAUUUGAAACACUCAAAGGGUGUUGACAUCCAAGAAAAAGGAAUUCAUGUUCGAGGGUUGGAAGCUAGUACAUAUCCAAGAUCUUCAUCGCUACUACAGAAAUUUGCGGUUAGGCACAGAAUUACCAAGUUUGUGGACAUGCGCUAAUC
This is a messenger RNA of Cylicostephanus goldi, 305 nucleotides long. NCBI's taxonomy places the organism in Eukaryota, Metazoa, Nematoda, Chromadorea, Rhabditida, Strongylidae. The record is from the annotation of a GenBank genome assembly.